AUGCCCUUCAGACCAACACUCGCCCUUUGCAAAGGGAAAAAUGCUGCCCCUUCUUCCAAAUUCUGGCUCUCGCGCCAUUUUGAUGACCCAUAUGUCCGACAACGUCUUUCGAACCCAGAGAACUACCGGUCACGCUCUGCCUUCAAGCUAUUAGAGAUUGACGACAAGUAUUCACGCUUCUUGCGCCGCUCUGAUGUACAUGCGGUGGUUGAUCUGGGAGCCGCUCCUGGAGGUUGGAGCCAGGUCAUCGCAGGGUUUAUGGGCUGGUCUGAUGGACAUAACGCAGAAGCGUCAAGUCCAUGGGAUGUGGGAAGCAGUCCGCGUGUGGAUGAUGCCGCAGACAAGUGGGGGCUGAAACGGAUCGAAGAGGUCGAGCUUCAGGCGGAUGGAUCGUGGAGUACCGGAGAGGCUUAUGCUCUGCCAGAGGAGACGAGAGGUACAGAGAGUACGGGCCGGGGGGUGGUAGUCGCUAUCGACAAGCUGCGCAUGCAGCCAAUUCCGGGUGUGCACUCUAUGCAGUUGGACUUCCUAUCGCCAGAAGCCGGAUCUCUUGUUCAGGAAAUCCUCAAGGCGAAGGCGAACAAGGAAGGCAAGGCAGAUGUCAUCUUGUCGGAUAUGGCUGCGAACAUGUCCGGUAAUAAAAUUCGAGAUACCCAGGCCAGUCUGGACAUCUGUGAAGCGGUAUGGGCGUUUGCUAGUCAGCAUCUGAGAACGGCGGAGAGCAUAGGAAGAAAACGUGGUGGCGUGCUUUUAUUGAAACAUUUUGCACAUCCGAUCCUACAGGAGUUCCGACAAGUGUAUCUGAACCCUAAUUUCCACGAUGUGCUCUAUAUCAAGCCUGGUGCGAGCCGAGCCGAAUCCAGUGAAGGUUACUGGCUAUGCAUGGGCUUCAAAGGGUACAAGGAAGUGUCAGCUCUAGUUGCAGCUGCCUGA
Messenger RNA from Heterobasidion irregulare TC 32-1, 933 nucleotides. RefSeq lists its product as uncharacterized. The transcript has 2 exons. The record is from RefSeq and is a predicted model, not a curated record. Bases 1 to 933 code for a protein of 310 amino acids. Gene Ontology annotation, molecular function: rRNA (uridine-2'-O-ribose)-methyltransferase activity. Gene Ontology annotation, biological process: RNA methylation. Gene Ontology annotation, cellular component: mitochondrion. Lineage: Eukaryota; Fungi; Basidiomycota; Agaricomycetes; Russulales; Bondarzewiaceae.